UAUAAACGAGUGCCCUCCUCACCCGCCCGCAUCAUCAGCCGUCUCAAACCCUAGCAACCCAGAGAGAGUGGUGUUAGGGUUUCGGCUUCGGAUCUCGCCGCCAUGACCUUCAAGCGCCGCAAUGGUGGCCGCAACAAGCACGGCCGUGGCCACGUCAACUUCAUCCGCUGCUCCAACUGCGGCAAGUGCUGCCCUAAGGAUAAGGCCAUCAAGAGGUUCCUUGUGAGGAACAUCGUCGAGCAAGCUGCUGUGAGGGAUGUGCAGGAGGCCUGUGUUUAUGAUGGUUAUACCCUUCCAAAGCUGUAUGCCAAGAUGCAGUAUUGUGUGUCUUGCGCGAUCCACUCUCAUGUUGUCAGGGUUCGCUCCCGCACCGACAGGAGGAAUCGUGAGCCUCCGCAGCGCUUCAGGCGCAGGGAUGACACUGCAAGGCCAGGGGUAGGUGCUCGUCCCGCUGGUGGUGCUCCUCCACCUGCCCGCACUUAGUGUUACAACAAGAGGUGACCAACAACUAUUGGGCGGAAAUCCAGAUAGUGUUUUGUUAGCUUCAGAGAAUUUUAUUAUGUUUUGAAUAAUCAAGUAAUUAGUGGAUUUAUCAUUUUUUAUAUGUGUUCUUUCAAAUUGCAACUGCUAUGCUAUGGGCCUUGUGGUUAUUUUCUUUGCAUCCAUGUUUUGUUUACCUAGCUGUAGACUUUGAUCCUAUUGUUAAUUUUGUUCUAUACAGACUUUUAGGUUGCUUUCU
Molecule: messenger RNA, 739 nt
Organism: Dioscorea cayenensis subsp. rotundata (Guinea yam)
Lineage: Eukaryota; Viridiplantae; Streptophyta; Magnoliopsida; Dioscoreales; Dioscoreaceae
Product: 40S ribosomal protein S26-3-like
Exons: 5
Coding region: 103-483 (126 amino acids)
Biological process (GO): translation
Cellular component (GO): ribosome; cytosolic small ribosomal subunit
Molecular function (GO): mRNA binding; structural constituent of ribosome
Source: RefSeq, a predicted model, not a curated record